Molecule: messenger RNA, 1617 nt
Organism: Paramecium pentaurelia
Lineage: Eukaryota; Ciliophora; Oligohymenophorea; Peniculida; Parameciidae
Source: the annotation of a GenBank genome assembly
AUGCAACAAAUAGAAUAGAGAGGAGAUUAUAUUAUAAAAACUAGUGAUUUGUUAGGAUAGGGUUCAUUUGGACGUGUUCUUAAAUGUUAUAAAAACAUUAAUCAGGAUGUAUUAUAUUGUAUGAAGAUUCUAAUGAAACCUAAUAUUUCUGAAAAAAAAAUAAGAAAUACAUUAGAAGCUGAAUUAAAAAUAUAUAAGUAGUUAAAAGAUAUAUACUCUAAUAAUUUAGUUAAAUUAUUAGAUCAUAUAGAAACAGAUAAUGAAUUUUGUUUUGUUAUGGAAUUAUGUGAUGAUGAUCUAGAUAAAUUAUUUUCAAAAUAUAAAAAAAAUAAUAAUUGGUUUAAUAGAUAAGAAUAAUUUGAUAUGAUUAGAUAAAUCCUCAAAGGAGCUUAAAUUUUGAGAAAAAAAAAAAUUGUUCACAGAGAUAUUAAACCAUAAAACAUACUUGUAAAGGUUUUAAAUCCAAAUUAAAUAGAUCAGAAAAGAAUCUUUAAGGUAGACUUAGAAGAUUUAUUUUUAGUUAGCUGAUUUUGGAUUUUCAAAAAGUUUAAAUGAUAUUUAUGAACAAUAAGACAUGACUAGAGUAGGUACCUAUAAUUACUUGGCUCCUGAAAUCUAUUAUAAAGAUUAGUUUUCUGGAAAGUGUGAUAUUUAUUCUUAUGGAAUUUUAUUUCAUUAAAUAUUGUUUUAUAGAAGAUACCCCGGAUAAUAUAGCAAUAAAGAAUAAUUACAUCAUUUUUUUUAGAGAAUUAAAGAGGAUCCAUAUAAAUGUGAAAUUUUAGAUGACUAAGAUGGAAAAUUAGUGGCUGAUCUAAUUGAGAAAAUGAUACUCUAUGAUUAGAAUAAGAGAAUUUCGUUUGAAGAUUUAUUCCAAUAUCAAAUUAUUUUAUUAAAGGAUCCAUUAUUUUAACCAAUGUUUUAAAUAAAUAAAUUUUAAAAAAUUGAUGAAGAUAAUCAACGAAUAUUUUAAAGAAUUUAUACUAUUUUAGAUAAUUUAUAUAGAAAAAGUAUGCUUUGUAAAAAAAUAGCAGAAGAAUUUAGCAAAUUUAAUUAAUAAGAUAAUAUAAAUAUACUAAAAAUUUAAUAUAUUAUUAAAUAGAUUGGUUUUUAUGAAAUUAAACUUGGAUUUGCAAUGAUACAUCAGAUUAUAUCAGACUUUUUACCUAUAAUUUUUGAACUUUGUGAUGUCCCUCAUUUUAUAAGUUUGUUAAAGUUGUAUUUUAAAGAAAAUAAUCCUUAAAAAAUAGAACUUAGUUAGAAAAUAAGGAUUGAAUUUUAUAGUUAAUAAAAGACUCUUACAAAAGAUAUUAGUGAUAUAAAAUUCAAGAUAUAUCAUCAAUAAAAGUAAUAAAAUAUUUCAAAUAUAACAAAAGAUGAUCAUAUAUUUUCUUUAGAAACUUUAAUUGAAAAAUAAUAAAUUGAAGUUCUAUGUGAAUAAUUACAGAAUAUGAUUGAUACUAAAUAGACUUGUGAAAUAAUAAAUAAUUAUGAUAUGUAAAUAAUAAAUAUUGAAAUAGUGAUUUUCUAAAAAAAAUCAAGUAAAUUCCAACAAUAGAAAGUAGAUUUGAUUUUUUUGAAUAUAAACUCUAUGAAUCAGAUUAAAUAUUCAAAUUGUGA